Messenger RNA from Oryza sativa Japonica Group (Japanese rice), 1960 nucleotides. Its product is annotated as pentatricopeptide repeat-containing protein At4g02820, mitochondrial. Gene Ontology annotation, cellular component: mitochondrion. The record is from RefSeq and is a predicted model, not a curated record. Lineage: Eukaryota; Viridiplantae; Streptophyta; Magnoliopsida; Poales; Poaceae. Gene Ontology annotation, molecular function: protein binding.
GGCUUUGGGUUAUUGGGCCGAGGCCCAUAUGAGGCCCGUGGCGACCGCUGGCGAAGGCAGAGUGGUGAAGCGUUGGAAGGGAUGCUGAUGUCGCGGCGGCUCGUGCCCGCCGCCGCCGCGGCGAGGAUGGCGUCGUCGUCGUCGUCGGCGGCGGCGGCGGCGGUGUCUGGUGGUGCGGAAGGUGGAGGUGGGGAGGGGAGGGGAGGGGACACGCUGGGGAGGAGGCUGCUGAAGCUGAUCUACCCGAAGCGGAGCGCGGCGGUGGUGCUGCGCCGGUGGGCGGAGGAGGGGCGCACCGUGCAGAAGUACCAGCUCAACCGCGUCGUCCGCGAGCUCCGCAAGUACCGCCGCUUCAAGCACGCCCUCGAGAUAUGCGAGUGGAUGAGGACGCAGCCGGAGAUGAGGCUGCUUCCCGGGGACCACGCCGUGCACCUCGACCUCGUGGCCAAGGUCCGGGGGCUCCCCAGCGCCGAGAAGUUCUUCGAGGACAUGCCGGAGCGCGCCAAGGGGCCGUCCACCUGCAACGCGCUGCUCCACGCCUACGUGCAGCACGGCCGGCGUGACAAGGCGGAGGCAAUGCUGGAGGAGAUGGCCAAGGCUGGGUACCUCACCUGCGCGCUGCCGUUCAACCACAUGAUGUCGCUCUACAUGUCGAGCGGCGAGCUUGAGAAGGUCCCGGAGAUGAUCAAGGAGCUCAGGAGGUACACCAUCCCUGACCUGGUCACCUACAACAUAUGGCUGACAUACUGCUCGAAGAAGAACAGCGUGAAAGCCGCGGAGAAGGUCUACGAUCUGAUGAAGGAUGAGAGGGUGGUUCCUGACUGGAUGACAUUCAGCUUGCUGGGAAGCAUUUACAUCAAUGCCGGGCUUCAUGUCAAAGGCCGGGACGCGCUGGUGGAGAUGGAGAAGAGGGCCUCUCGGAAGGAGAGAGCCGCGUACUCCUCAUUGCUCACCCUGUAUGCAAGCUUGUCGGAUAGAGGUAACUUGGACAGGGUGUGGAGGAAGAUGAGAGAAACCUUCAGAAAGUUCAGUGACACCGAGUACAAGUGCAUGCUCACUUCGCUCACAAGGUUUGGCGAUAUCGCAGAAGCAGAGAGCUUUUACAGCGAAUGGGAGUCCGCCUCAGGAACACGCGAUUCGAGGAUCCCGAACACGAUCCUCGCAUUUUACAUCAAGAACGGCAUGAUGGAAAAGGCUGAGGGUUUCCUCGAUCACAUUGUGCAGAAGGGUGUCAAGCCAAGCUAUAGCACUUGGGAACUGUUUGUCUGGGGCUAUCUCAGCGAUGGCAGAAUGGACAAAGUUCUUGAGUGCCUGAAGAAAGCCCUGUCAUGUCUGGAGAAAUGGGAUCCAAACCCUCAACUCGCGACGGCGAUAUACUCUCAGAUUGAGGAGAAAGGCGACAUCGAAGCUGCAGAGAAGCUCCUGGUCAUGUUCAGAGAAGCAGGAUAUGUCACGACCGAGAUCUAUAACUCGGUCUUGCGCACUUAUGCGAAGGCUGAGCUGAUGCCGCUGAUAGUUGAUGAACGCAUGGAUCAGGAUAAGGUCUCAAUGGACGAUGAAACAAGGAGUUUGCUGAGAUUGACAAGCAAAUACCCGAUUGGUGAAGUUUCGACAUUGAUGUCUUGAGAUGUUGCAAGUUCGGGCAAUGAAUUUUCAGUCCUACAGGAUGCAAUGUGCUGUUAAUUGAUUUCCAAUCACAAGUUAUUGCUCCCCUGUAUUUGCAGUUUUGAACUCGAAAGCAAAGUAGCGAGGAUAGACUGAUACAAGGUUAGUGGGCUGGAAUUUGUGAAUAUUAGCAAGUUCGGUCAUGAGUCUGUAUAAGCACUACCUGCUCCCUUGCCUUCUGACUAUCUGGCGCGGCUAGAUAGCACAAUUCGCAACAAGUUACUGCUCUUUGUUUUUGAAAACAGAUACAGAUAACAAAUCGUGCGUAAAUUUGCAUUGUGAGAAUUAGUGCUGA